Bactrocera dorsalis (oriental fruit fly) is the source of this 1869-nucleotide messenger RNA. RefSeq lists its product as uncharacterized. The coding region runs from base 449 to 1627 and encodes 392 amino acids. The record is from RefSeq and is a predicted model, not a curated record. The transcript has 2 exons. Lineage: Eukaryota; Metazoa; Arthropoda; Insecta; Diptera; Tephritidae.
CAGAGUGCGAAGGCGCGUCUGCGGUCCAUUGAACGCGUGGUGAGCUAAUGCUGGCUUGGCUUGUUAGAUAAUCGAUUAAAGUGAUAUCAGCGAACGACCUUAUGCUAAGUGAGAUGCAUUUUAAAACGGAAUAGAGGACCGGUCGAGCGGUCGAUUCCGCGAUGUGCUAAUCGCGGUUAUGUGACGAUUUUCGGUGAUACAUGUAAAGGUCACACGGGCGUGGUGCGCUUGCGCAUAACGGCAAUAACGGAUGUAAAGCGGCUACAAAUUGGUAGAUUAAUUCGAAUGCGAUUUGAUUCAGUUUGCUGAGAAAGAUUUCGAUUACCAUUCGGUUCACCGACUAUAAAAGUGUUAACUGGUUCAAGUUUAGGCAUCAGUCAAGCAAUUGAACUUGUCAGAGAAAGUGAGGAACAUCUCAGCGCAAAAAAAUAACGAAAAAUAUUCAAACAUGAAGGCAAUUAGUGUCGCAUUGUAUUUCACCAUACUCGCCGUAGUUAGCGCUCAACCAGGCUACAAGUAUCAACAACCACAAGCCGGACCAUCUGCGCCCAUUGUACCAGCUGUAAGUCAUCAGCAUCAUCACCAUCAUCAUCAUACAGUACCGCAAGCAGGUCCAGCUGCACCCAUUUCCAGUCCGAUUUUACCACCAGCACCACUACCACAACAACCAAGUGCACUGUACUCGCCAGUGCAAUCACCACCAUUGCAAACAUUCAACCCAUCACCAUCGAUUCCAUUGCAACCACCAGCACAAGAGAUCCAAUUGCCAGAGCCACAAGCGCCACCACAACAAAACUACUUGCCACCACUCCAAAACGGUGGAGUGUCAUCAAUCUCACAGAGCCAUCAGCAACAAUUUGUGCAACAACAAGUGGUACAGCAGCAGGCGCAAUACGGAGCUGCGCAACUUAGCCAGCCAAUUCAGCCUCAAACACAAUUUGGUGCUGCGCAACUAAGCCAGCCAAUUCAACCCCAACCACAACAACAGCUGGGUGGCGGUGCUUUUGGCUUCCCCUCCGGCGGUCAAGGUGGUUUCCAACAGAACUUCCAAUCAUUCCAGCAACCACGCCAACAGACUGCCAUCAUCACUAAGGAUAUUUACAUCCACUCAGCACCCGAGGACCAAGAAGAGACUUUGCUCGGUCAACAAUUCGAUAAUGCCCCAAUUCGCAAGAAUUACCGCAUCGUCUUCAUCAAGGCACCAACACACAAUAUCAAAUUAGCCGGCGCCGCUUUGAGACAUGCUCAGAAUGCUAACGAAGAGAAGACCGUCAUCUAUGUGUUGUCGAAGAAACCCGAUUUGUCCGAGGUGCAACAGCAAUUGCAACAGGCUCAAGGUGAACAGAAAACUCACAAACCAGAAGUGUACUUCAUCAAGUACAAGACUCAGGAGGAGGCUCAACGCGCCCAACAGGAAAUCCAAGCUCAAUACGAUGCUCUUGGCGGUUCUACACACAUUUCCGAUGAGGGCAUUGCUCCCCUUACAUCCGUCUCUGGUGGUUCUCUGAACUUAGGUGGCAGCAUUGGCCAGCAACAUUCACAUUCGUCCUUCGUGCAGCAGAACUUCCAGUCGGCCGGCAACUAUAAUUUGCCCACCAACAAAUACUUGCCCAUCAAGAAGAAGUAAAUGGGUUCAUUGGAACUUGCAGAAAUUUACAAAAUAAUUUAGUUCAUAGUUUUUAAGGCACUCACAUAUUCUCUGACUUGUUCAUACAUUCUCUCUUCAAUCUAUACAUUCUAUUAUGGCUUCUUUUUUACUUCUCUUCUGAAUCAUGCGAGCCCCACAAUCGUAUUAUUCAUUCGCCAUUCACACACAAAUAGUUUGUAUUAAUUUAUUGAAUGAAAUAAACCAAAAUAUUUUUUGAUUUU